UGCAGCCUCUUUAAAAAUGUUGAAACAAUGAUGACUUCCGUUUGUUAUUGUUUUGAAGGUGACGUGGUUUCCGGCCGCCAACACCAGCGGCACUUUUUCGCGGCAAAAUGGAAUGAGCGUCCGAAGAUGAUUUAUUCCAGCGUCUAAGGUUAAACAAGUAGUUACUGUCGAAGCCACUAUUGAGAGUUUCACAAAGUAACGUUAGAUCUCCGCUGCUGCUAUGAAGUGAGCGCAGAAGCUACGUCUCAGCUACAAAGAAGCAUCGGGUCGUCUCACGCUGUAACCUUCUCCACAACUAAAGUCAUCCAAGCUGGUCACGAAUCGGCUCAAAACAAUGGCACAAGUAACCGGAGAAAGCCUCCAAACAGAGCUGGAAAUGUUCGGCAUCGAGUGCAAAGAUGACGCCGUCCUCGAUAAGAUGGUGGAGCAGUGUAUUUGUAGCAGGAUACAGGCAGACGAGAUGGUGCUGGAGUGGGUGGCCUACAGCUCCACAAAAAAUGGGCUGAAACUCACCACAGACACCCUGGAUCAGUUUGAUCACGAGGUGUUAAACAAGAAGAGUAAAUCCAAAAAAAACUUCAGAAAAGAAGAAGCUCGUAACAGAACCAUGGACAUCCACUCACUGCCGGACUUAAUCAAAGUUGAUGAAGAGGAGGAGAGUCUGCUGGACGCGUACUCCACCCCUGGCAAGGGUUCUCAAAAGCGAGCACUGACCACUCCUGAAAACCCUCGCUCGAAAAGAGGUGCAGCUCUGCUGAGCAGCCCGAGCCUGCUGCUCUCACCUGCUAGCUUUUCUCCCAGUGCAACGCCCUCACAGAAGUACAGCCAGCGAGGAGCCAAAGGGGAGGUGGUGGUUUCGUUCGGGGUGGUUCAGGGGACCCGGUGGGCGGGCAGACAGACGCCUGGCGCCGGCGUCCAGCUGGAGCUCCUGGAAGGGCCUGAAGACUCGCUCCGCUGCAGCUACAAGUACAUGUUCCAGAGGCUACGCGACAUCCGAAACGUGCUGACAGAAAAAAUAGAGGAGCUCGGCGACGGCCUCAGGUCCCACUUCAACAUCGAGGAGUUUGCACCCGUCUCUCUGCCUGCUCAGGACUGCAUCACAGUAGUGGGGCAGAUUUGCUGUGAUAGCAAUGGCAAACUGAACGCACACUCAGUUCUGUUGGAGGCGGGACCUGAGCAAGGCGGUCAGCAAAUACCUGUUGACCUAUCAGAGCUUAAAGCGUACUCCCUGUUUCCUGGUCAGGUGGUGGCGUUGGAGGGAAUGAACACGACGGGGAAAAAACUGAUGGCUUCCAAACUCUAUGAGGGAGUCCCUCUUCCUUUCUACUCUGCAGAGGUGAAAAUGGAGGACGCAGAGCCGAUGAAUGUACUUGUGGCCUGCGGACCCUACACUCCUUCUGACAGCCUGACCUUUGACCCUCUACUGGACCUAAUCAGCAUUAUUGUUAAGGAUCGUCCUGAUGUCUGCCUGCUGUUGGGCCCGUUUGUGGACUCCAAGCACGAACAAAUUGAGAAAGCUCAGGUGACCGAAACGUUCGAGGCCAUUUUCUCAAGAUGUAUCGAAAGCAUUGUCGAUGGCACUAAAAGUGUUGGCUGCCGCCUGGUGUUCGUGCCCUCCCAGAGGGACAUCCACCAUCACUUCAUCUACCCUCAGCCUCCCUUCACCCUGCCAAACCUCAGCAAGGACCAGGCCCAGCGUGUCACCCUGGUCCCUGACCCCUGCACCCUGCUCAUUGAUGGAGUGACCUUCGGCUUGACGUCCACCGACAUCCUGUUCCACAUGGGCGCGGAGGAGAUCAGCUGCGGCACCGGAUCGGACAGAUUUACACGCAUACUGAAGCACAUGCUGACUCAGAGAAGUUACUACCCGCUGUACCCGCCGGUGGACGAGGUGAACAUGGACUAUGAGAAGUUCCAGAGCUUUGGUCAGAUGCCGCUGACUCCCGACGUGCUCAUUAUUCCCUCUGAGCUGCGCUACUUCGUAAAGGAUGUGGUCGGCUGCGUCUGUGUCAAUCCCGGGCGGCUGACCAAAGGCCAGGUGGGCGGGACCUACGGCAGGUUGCUGAUUCAGCGCAGCGCCGCGCCCGAAGGCGGCAGCAGAGUGAGCCCCUGUUUGACAGCUCAGGUCGUCAAAAUCUGACACUGAAAAGACACUGAUUUCGUAAGUGGGACCUGUUCAGAUGCAGCUUCGAACUCUGCUGUCCAGGCACGCUGAUAAAAAUAUGUAAAAAUGUUUUUAAAAAACCCAAAAAUUCACUGUGCCAUGGUUUAUUUUUACAAACAUGUUUGGGGGCAUCAUUAAUCACAUUGAAUAUCGGUUUCUCAGGCUAAACAGCCAAAACAAUGUCUUUUGAAUAAAUUAUUCUUCAUAUUG
Molecule: messenger RNA, 2374 nt
Organism: Pungitius pungitius (ninespine stickleback)
Lineage: Eukaryota; Metazoa; Chordata; Actinopteri; Perciformes; Gasterosteidae
Gene: pola2
Product: polymerase (DNA directed), alpha 2
Exons: 18
Coding region: 335-2140 (601 amino acids)
Biological process (GO): DNA replication initiation; DNA replication
Cellular component (GO): alpha DNA polymerase:primase complex
Molecular function (GO): DNA binding
Source: RefSeq, a predicted model, not a curated record